AUAACACCAUGUUAUGUUCUACUUUGAAAACAAUCAAUUACACGUUAAACUGAUAACUGCUGCAAUUUUCACAAUUACAAAGGUUAUUUCGUCAUACUUGUCAAAUUGCGUGAAUCAUUGUCCAUAGAAGGACAAACGAGAUUUGAAAUAAAUACACAAAUAAUUCAUCGUUUUAAUUUGUGUGAAGUGGAUUUUCAAUAGAUUAAUCAAGAUAUGGAAAAAAUGUCCGAAAUGGGAAACGCAAACGGUUCAAUUCGCGAUUCAGAAUGGUCCAAAACGUAUUCCAACAUAGAAUCCAGACAUAAUGAAGCGUAUAAAAUUAUAGAGGAAGCUAUAUCUUUAGAGGAACAGGAAAAACCAGAGGAGGCAUUAGAGAAAUAUAAAAGAGGUUUAGGGAUAAUAGACGACACAUUGACCUUACAAGUUUCAUGUCCAGACAAUCCAGACACAACAUGGGAGAGAGCAAGACUAAUGAUACAGAAAAUGAAGAAAACAAAGACCGAAGUUUCACUGAGGAUCGACUCUUUACAAUCAAGCCUACCUGAAAUUAUUGAAAUUGAAUCUCCACCUUCUUAUCAGCAAGCCACUUCAACAGAUGCAUCUUCUGUGGAUGGCAAUGUAAACUCGAUAUCUAAGUCUUACGCCGAUCUUGCUGCGGAAUUGGAGGAAUUCAAUAAAGAAUCGGAGGUGAAUUUUUAUUCGGAGGUUAUAUACACUCAGGAAGGCGUUAAAUUGUAUUUUAUUUCUGGGAGUGCUGUUGUUUCCUCCUAUUCUGAGCCUGAUACACUGACUGUGGCCAUAACCAAAGGUGAAAACUCUCAACCUAAGGGAAUUUUACAAGUGGGAAAUUGGAUUUUUCCCUUAGUGUCUGGGGCAUCCCCCUACUUCAAAACAGACUAUAGGGGGUAUGUUUUUCCUGAUAUUUAUUCAGAUGAUGAAGAUGCAUCAGUGGCGAUUGUUCUUCCCCCGGAAGCAGACGACACUUUAGAGAAUAUUCUGUUGGAAAUAGUUGGGAAACAGUCAGACAGUACCUUGCAACCACAAAGACAAACGGAUGAAGGACAGAUAGAUAUAAGCGAUAAAAUAUCCAAUGGAAUCCUCAACGGUGCCUGGUAUUUAUCAUGGGGCAUCAUAAAAGGGGCGGAAAAAUUGGGGGAAGUGAUGAACUACGGUACGCCGAAAUUGAUCGAUAGACUGGCCCCACAUCACGAGCCCACCGACGUGGACAGCAAACUGAUCAAAGGGAUGCAGAUAGCGGAGUGCACCACCAAAAAAGUGGCCAGGGUUACCGGUUACGCUUCUCAACAGAUCGGCUCGGCUAUGGUGAGAUUGGGGGGUUACUUGGCGCCCCAUAUCCAAAAACAGGGAACGAGUUUGUUGUCCUCCGGUUUCGACAUUCCGGAAGAAGAGGCUUCGAGGAGAAUGAGUAAAGUUUUAACGGUUGCAGCUAGCGCAGUUGAAGGCUUUUCGACGAUUUAUAACGGACUGGAAACGUCUGCCGGUAUACUGGGUGAAAGUUUGAAGAACAACAGCGUUAAAAUCAUAGCUCACAAGUACGGAACGAUGGCAAGCGAAGUGGCUGAAGACACGAUGAACACCGCUGGUAACGUUUACAAAAUCAGUCAACAUGCUACGAUGAUUACACCGAGGGGAUUCGUGAAAAAAGCCGCUAAGGGGGCCGGGAAGGGGAUAGUCUGCGAAUUAGGUUCAAAACCUUCGACAUCCGAGGAGAAAACACUGGGUUUAUAAAUUCCGUUCAUGUUUAUUUCAAUUUGAUGUUUAAAGCUGAUUUCUUACCUUACAGGACUCCUACGAUUUUCUCCUCUUGUAUUACAAAGAAUUAAAAUCUGUUCUUUCAUUCUUCUGUAUUCUCACGUUAUCGGUGAAUAAUUAUCAAGAAUUUUCUGUUUGAAGCUUCCAGACUCCCGAAUUAUCAGUAGGUUCUUUGAAAAUACAAAAUGUCAUCAAGUAGGAUUUUUAAAACUGUAAUUUCUUGGGGGAUAGGUUCUAAACCCACCGAAAAAUAAGUACGAAAUGAAACUCUUCUUCCUGAAAGUAUCACAAAAAAAAUUCUAUUCAAUGUUUAUCAAUUGCGUUAUGAUUAUGUAAGAUUUAGAAUCUGAAUGAGAAAAAAUAUUGGAAAAUCAGGGUGGUGUAAUUUUUUUUUUAAGUGAUUGUUGUACGAAAAUUGAUGUUUUAUAUUUUGUUUAUGUAUACUGUUUAUACUGUGGAAUUUGACCAAUUUAUACAACUUGUUCAGUUCCUA
Molecule: messenger RNA, 2266 nt
Organism: Coccinella septempunctata (seven-spotted ladybird)
Lineage: Eukaryota; Metazoa; Arthropoda; Insecta; Coleoptera; Coccinellidae
Product: protein spartin
Exons: 8
Coding region: 214-1749 (511 amino acids)
Biological process (GO): negative regulation of BMP signaling pathway; cell division
Cellular component (GO): plasma membrane
Source: RefSeq, a predicted model, not a curated record